CUCAGUUGGGGGAGGCAGCAAUACAAUAACCAUUACUAAACCACUUCUGGUUCGAUUUAAUGCAUCUUUAGUUUUUGCACCCUGAAGACUAAGAUUGGGUUGUCUUAUCAGCGGAUUGCUGGAAAUGGCUGAGCCAAUACAGCAGCUAACAAGCCACAACAAUACAGAAGAAAAACAGAGGGUCCCUUUCUUAGUGCUGAGUCGUAAAGAAAAGUGUGGGGAAGUGCUGUACGAAAAACGACAAUAUGGUCAAGCAAAGUGGGCUUGUAUUAAAAUGCAAGAAGAGCAAUACGAACAGAGCAUAUGCUUGGGCUUCAUGAAGCUUAUGAGAUAUAUCUGUGAACAAAACUCUUCAGGCUUGUAUCUUGGGAUGACCAUCCCAAUUCUAACAGUGGUGCACACAGAUGAAUCUCAGUCGGAACUUACUCGCUCGGUCACUGUGGCUUAUUAUAUCCCAACCCAUCUGCAGGGGCACCCACCUCAGCCAACAGACCAAGACAUAAUCAUUGAAGAAUGGCCUCCCACUGUGGUCUUCACUAGGUCUUUUGGUGGAGCAACCAAUGAAGAAUCCAUAAUGCGUGAAAUUCAUUUACUGGCAGAGCUCUUGGAAUCUCCAGAGCUGUGUCUGCAAGACACGUUCAUUGUGGCUGGAUAUACAAAUCCAGCUGCAGCCAACAGACAGAAUGAAAUCUGGUUCCUACAGAGACCAUGAAAUCAGAGAAGACAGAGCAAAUUCAUUGUCGUCAGCAACAUGCCAAAAGGACAGUGAACCAUAGAAACACAUUGCACAUUAUACCUGCACUCAGAGACAAUCAAUGGAAUAACACUUACCGUAACAUUCUUUUAUGUCAAACGUUUGCUGCACUUUUGGGAACAGAGUGUACCAUAUACACAAUGAAUGAUAUAAUAUGUUCCUUUGCUAGAUGUUCCUAUGAGUGUUUAUUAGAUAUGAUAUAGUUUUAACCAAUGCCUACAUACAUACAAAUUGUUUUCAUGAUUCUCAAAAUACUUAGUGCCUUCAAAUGUAGACCAAAGACAGCAAAGUGCUUCAGCACACACAUUUUUCUCCCCAGAAACUACGGUUGUCACCUUUUCUGGAAAAAAAUACCUAUAUAUUUAUCUUUUUUUCCUAUUAAUAACAUUGGGAUCAACCAUCAUUUUUACCGGCCAGAUGGCAACCCUAAUAACAACUUAGAUAUGUUAGCCAACAGAACAGGUAAUCUGGGCCCAAAACAUCAGCUAUUAACACAUUACUUUUGUUUCAUCUUUGUCUUCUUUUGCAUAGUUGCGCGCUGAGUCUGCUGAGAAGCCAACUACUACACAUACUGCAGUGAGCAUGCAUGUGUGUAUGGGUUAAAUAAAAAGUAUUGUUUAUUAACUUCUGAGAGUACCAGGUAUAAAGGAUUAUAUUUUUAUAAUACACAAAAGCUAUGAAUAUCUUGUAAAUUAUAUCCUUAUAAACGGUGAGUUCUGAUGUCAUUAGUUAUAAAUGGUGAGUUCUGAUGUCAUUUCUUGCAGGCCUUCGGCCUCGUGUUUUUAUAUGGUCAUGAAACUCCUCUGUAACUUAUAAUAUUCUUAUAUUUUACAAGAGGGGGUACUUUAUUCACUAUAUAAAACACAAAAGCUUUGAAUAUCUAGUAAAUUAUAUCCUUAUAAACGGUAAGUUCUGAUUUCAUCAGUUAUAAAUGGUAGUAUACUUCAUUAAGUGGCAAGGGGUUUGUUCAUAUUUGGGUUAACUUUUAGUAUGACGCAGACAGUGAUAUUCUGUGACAAUUUGCAGUUGGUUUUAAUUUUUUAUUAUUUGUGGUUUUUGAGUUACUUAGCUUUUUAUUCAGCAGCUCUCCAGCUUGCAGUUUCAGCAAUCUGGUUGCUAGGGUCCAAAUUAUCCUAGCAACCAUGCAUUGAUUUGAAUAAGAGACUGGGAUAUUAAUAGGAGAGGCAUGAAUAGAAAGAUGAGUAAUAAAAAGUAGCAAUAACAAUACAUUUGUAGUUUUACAGAACAUUUGUUUUUUUAGAUGGUGUCAGUGACCCCCAUUUGGAAGCUGGAAAGAGUCAGCAGAAGGUGACAAAUAAUUCAGAAACUAUGAAAAAUAAAGAAGACCAAAUGAAAAGUUGCUGAGAAUUGGCCGUUCUACGACAAACAGCUAGCUUAAAGGUGAACCACCCCUUUAAAAGGGAGGUUCCCCUUUAAGAUAACUUUUAGUAUGUUAUAGCAUGGCUAAUUCUAAACAACUUUUCAAUUGGUCUUUAUAAUUUUCCGUUAUUUAACUUUUUUUUUUUACUGUUUCCAUCUAAAAAACAAGUGCCUUGAAAGGCAACAAAUGUAUUGUUAUCGAUACUUUUUAUUACUUAUCUUUCUAUUCAGGCCCUCUUAUUAUUUGGAUGGAUGCUGAAAUUGCAAACUGGAAAACUGCUGAAUAGAAAGCUAAAUUAUUUAAAAAAACACAAAUAAAAGAUGAAUACCAAUGGCAAAUUGUCUCAAAAUAUCACACAUUAUGUUUUGGGCUUCCGUACCAGCCCAAGGCAACUACAGCCCUUUAGCAAUAAAGAUCUGUUCCUAUAAAGAUGCCCCAGUAGCUCCCCAUCUUCUUUUCUGCUGAUUCACUGCACAUGCUCUGUGCUGUUGUCACUUACUGAGCUUAGGGACCUACUCACAAUAUACAGUACACAUAGAAUAGAAAUGUCACAAUAUAAGGCUCAUUAAUGCUAAAGAUGUAAUUACUUGUUUUUGCUCAAUCAAAUAGCCACAUGUAAUGAAAGAUUUACAGGACAGAUUAUUUAAAACCCCAAUAUUAUGAAAAUUGUUGUAAUGUGGUAAAAAGUAUAGCCUUGUUAGGCAUCUUGUGAAAAAAAAAUGUUUAUUUCAUGUUUACAGUAGAAGUCACUUCUAUUGCUCAGGGUGGUCGUUUUAAACACACUGUUAGGAGCUCCCACAUGCAAUUAUGUCUAGCAGAAAGACACUUUGUGAAAAGGUGAGAUUAAAACCAUGGUGUUUCUGUGGCAAACUGUAGCCCUUUCAGUACAGCCAAACGUUUCGAACUUCUGUAGUUAUCCGCAACUAAUGGCAUCAUUAUUGUGAACCACUGUUUUUGUGAUUUGUAUAGAAAUGAAGCAGGUGAAACGUGAAACACUGCAAUUUUACUGCAGAUAUUGUUAGUUGUUUUUGCUUUACAUACAUUGUAUAUAAAACAAUAAAGCCUAAAUAUAUUAGGUUAUUGUCAUUUUGCAGAUGAUUGACACAAAAGUAGAUUUAAUGGUUAGCUUUGUGGCUCUGCUUUGAAUAAAUGUAAUUCUGCAUACUA
Molecule: messenger RNA, 3302 nt
Organism: Xenopus laevis (African clawed frog)
Lineage: Eukaryota; Metazoa; Chordata; Amphibia; Anura; Pipidae
Source: RefSeq, marked predicted